Messenger RNA from Sodiomyces alkalinus F11, 5247 nucleotides. RefSeq names its product Rho1 guanine nucleotide exchange factor 3. The coding region runs from base 1 to 5247 and encodes 1748 amino acids. Lineage: Eukaryota; Fungi; Ascomycota; Sordariomycetes; Glomerellales; Plectosphaerellaceae. The record is from RefSeq and is a predicted model, not a curated record. The transcript has 3 exons. Gene Ontology annotation, molecular function: guanyl-nucleotide exchange factor activity.
AUGUCAUUCCGAAGUGACGAUCAGCGCCGGUACGGCCAUGUCCCUCCCGUGCAAUACCCCGUUUCGCAGCCACAAAAUGAAUCGUCCUAUCCCGCUAGACGGCCUAGCUUUAACAGUGGCGACGAUGCAUCUUUCUUCGACCAGAACUCGGCGCAUGCCCACACCUAUCCGAACACCGACACAUCAGCCGGGACUGAGGACGAACUCUUUCUGACCAGUCCGACCUCAUCGUCAGUCCACCGCCCGACCUAUUCCGGCUCGACCAACAGCGCCCUUUCUGGCCAUCAACACCAAUACCAGGCCCAAGCCCAGGCCCAAGCCCAGGGCCAGGCGCCGCCUACCCCGACCCAUGCCACAUACAAUCCACAGCAUUUUACGCGGCCCCAAUCGACGUCCUUGCCGUACCAUCCGCCGCCUCCACAGCGGUACAGCUCGACCAGCUCGACCGCCUCUCAUGCGCCAACGUCGCCGACCACUUACACACCUGCCCAGUACAACCCGGCCGCCUAUGCGGCUGCCUCUCAACCACAGCGUCAGUCGACUCUCCAUGGAUACAACUACGGCCACGGCUAUGCCUCCCCGUCUGCUCCGCAGCCGUCCCCGGGUUUCAGUCCAUCGCCGAAUUCACCUUAUGCUUCUGCCUUCCCUCAAUCUGCCCAAGUGCCUGUUCAUCACGACCCGGCCCUUCCGAGCCCCGGCCACGUCUCGACCGGUUCGCAUCCUUCUUCCUACGACCCGUCUCACCAACAAUCCUACGGUAACACGUACGCCACCUACCCCAAUGGCGGUGCCAGCAGCCCGGUUCCCGCUCCCGUACCCUAUACGACGGCAACGUCCAGCGCACCCUAUCCGAUGCAAUCGCACAUGCCUAUCGGUCCGCAGUACUUGGCCGACUCUUCGUCGUCCAUUUACAUCCGAGCAUCAAGAUCAAACUCGCUGAACUCGCAGGCCUCAUCCAUCCACCUGCAUUCGCCGGGUCUUCAGCGGCACCCCACAAACGCCCCUCUCCCAAGCCGCCCCAUGGACAACGUGCCGGAAGAGCCCGGCUGGGACACCGACUAUGUGCGCCACGAGCAUGAUCAUGCGAGAAUCCAGGAUGACAUUAUUCAAGAUAUCGAGGCGGAGCUUGCCGCUCGGAUUGCUCGAAACCGGUCAACUUCGGUCAACGGCGCCCAGGCUUCCGACGAUGAGCUACAGCAACUCCAGCGGUACACGACGACCACGCUGGAUUCUUCUAACGUGAGCCGGUACUCGUCCAACGCAUCGACAAAUGCCCAGAGGACCCAUACCUCGUCGAUAUCGACGUUCUAUUAUGAGGAGGAGGAGGAUGAUGAUCCAGAAGGGACAGCAGGCGUGCUGGCCAUGCAACAGGCGGAGAUGGACGAUCGGCGGUUCAGUAGCACGGCGACGCUCUCGUACACCGACUUGGCUGCUGCGCGUACGCUGCCUCCUCCUCCCGAAGAACAAAGCAGUGAUACCGAUUACGGCGGGACGGAUCUUGGACUGUUCAGCGGAGGCUACGAGGCGCCCUCGGGCACUCUCGCCUACGGUACCGACGUAGGCUCACCGCCCAUGCACCAGACCGAGAACGCAUCGAGGCCUCUACCCUCGCGACCCGGCUAUUACCCUUCCACCUCCCACGAGAGCUACGAAGCUGCGCCGGCCUUCCGAGACGCCGAGGUGGACUACGGCGGUACCGGCGGCUUGCAACCCCCGACGGCGCAUCGUCUCAGCUUCGACGAGGGAGAGGAGCGAGUGUCGAUCCAUUCUCUGCAGAGCGGCAGCGAGUCUCCGCAGAAAGAAGACUAUCCCGACAUUUUCUAUCAUCCCGGCAUGUCCAUUCGGCCCCUUCCCCACUUCCCACAGGCGCCUAGAAGCGACAGCAACUCCAUGCUCUCUGUGCAGACCCCGGGGCAGCCUUCACGGCCGUAUUCCCACGGGCAGUCCCUGAGCGUAGAUUCGCGACAUGUGUACUCUCCCGAAGCCCCAGAAGGUUAUUACACCUCUGCUGGAUCUGGUUCUGUGCCGCCCGAGCGAUCUAUCUCCCUGUCAAGCCACAGCAAUACACCCCAGGUCCAAGCGCCCGCGCGCUCGCGGACUGACGCCGCCGAGGAGAGGAGAAAGAUGUACAGGCAGCAGCAGCACCACCACCACCACCACCACCACCACCACCACCUCGCAACAUCCCACGCAUCUCCAUACGACGGAUACGAUACGGACGCCCAGUCGUCCAUGGCCUACGACAUGAUCACGCUACCUAGUGGGCGGCGGAGGAAAUUCGUUCCCUCGAAGCUUACCUCGGCUGACUUCAGGAAAUGUACCGAGCCGUGGGCGCUCAGCGGGAUCGCGGCGUGGAUACGAGAAAUGGCGGACGGUGAGCCGGAUCUCAAACAGAAAACAGUCGAAGAGGCGCUCGUCAAUCUGUUCACGGACCGAGUCCCGACACUCAACGUCGCCGACGCGGAGGUUCUGAGCACGCGCGUUGUGGACAUCAUGCUGGAGGCCCGGAUCCUCCUCCCCGAAGAGGAGUGGGUGAAGUUCGGCCCAGGGUCCAUCACAGGCGUCUUGUGGCAGCUGACCGGUUCGGGCUGCUACGCGCCCAAGCUGCACCAGCCAGACGGGCCGGGACGGUGUUACUCCGUUCACUGCAUGAGGACGCUCAAGAAGGCCAAUCUGGACGAGCUUAUGCUGGAGGAGGUCAAGGCCGAAGACUGGGCGACAUUCUAUAAGCUGACCAAGGAAAGCGUGGAGGGCAGGUCCAAGAAGGAGAUUGAGCGACAGAACGUGCUGCACGAAAUCGUGACGAGCGAAGAGGGUUAUAUGAACCAGCUCGAGGUUCUCCGGGUCCUGUACCGGGACCAGAUCCGGAAUGCACCGAGUCCCAUCAUCGCCCCGAACAGGGUCGAGAAGUUCAUUGCCGUCGUCUUCGGCAAGGUCGAUGCGGUACAGGCGACGAACAAGGAGCACCUCCUGGCGCAGCUCAAGUACAGGCAACAGGAGCAGGGCCCGUUUAUUACCGGGUUCAGCGACCUGUUCCGGGAGUGGAUCCGGAAGGCCAGGGAUGUUUACAUCGACUACGCCUCCCAGUAUCCGCACGCGUCCUACCUGGUACGCAAGGAGGCGGAUCGCAACAUCAUCUUCCAGGAAUUUCUCGACCGGGUGCGCAACCACAAGCGGUCGACCAGGCUCGACUGGACGCACUUUUUGAAGGCGCCCAUUACGCGGCUGCAACGGUACACGUUCCUGCUGCAGACGGUGGAGAAGAACAUGGUGCAAGACAACGAAGAGAAGGCCAAUCUGGUCAGGGCCAUCUCGGAAAUCCACAACGUGACGCUGGAGUGCGACCAGAAGGUGGCCGAGAUGCAAAAGAAGGUGGAGAUGAUGGAGCUGAACGCGAUGCUUGUUCUCCGGCCGGGGUUCCACUCGGUGCUCAACCUGGAUCAUCUCGGCCGGGAACUCAUCCUGCAGGGCGAGCUGCAGAGGAUGGGAUCGAAGGGCGUCCGCUGGGUCGAUACGCACGCUCUCCUCUUUGACCAUUACCUUAUUCUGGCCAAGCCGGUGAGCACGAAAGAUGGAAAGGGCGGCAAAAAGUUUGACGUCUCCAAGGAGCCUAUCCCGAUGCCUCUUUUGUUCCUCGACAGCAUCAAUGACGACCCAAUCUCCAAGCAGAAAGCGCCCCUGGCGCGGAAUGCGCCGCCCGCACUCUCCGACACGCGGCUGAACAAGAUGACGAACGGGAAUGAGCGUCCGUCCCUCGAGCACGCGACGACGGGCUCAUCGAUUGGAUCGGUAAGCAUGAAUAGGUUGACGCCGACGAUGUCCAACGACAAGGACAAGAUCCUAUACCCGUUCCGAGUCAAGCAUCUUGGGCACGAGACGUAUACCCUUUUUGCGUCGUCGGCAGAGAAGCGGGGCGACUGGGUGCGGAAGAUGAUUGAGGCCAAGACGAGACACGCCAAGGCGCUGUUCUCGCAGAACGCGGAACCGUUCCGGCUUCGUGUGCUGGCGGACAGCGCGUUUGCCUACGACUCGGCCACGGCGUUGACCAAGCAGCUCGGCGUGCCUGUCCGGGGCACGCCGUUGGACCGGGCGAUUCGCGAGCUGGAGAGCGUGUACGGCCCGGGGCGCGGGCCGGCGCCUGUGUGCAGGGCGCAAGUCAACUGCGCGACGGGAUUCUCGGCCUAUGGCAAGUCGGUCAUAGCCAUUGGGACGGAUUAUGGCGUCUAUAUCUCGGAUAGUACGGACCCUCGUGGCUGGACUAGGACGGUACAAGUGAACAAAGUGACGCAGAUCACGGUGAUUGAAGAGUUUUCGGUCUGCCUGAUCAUUGCAGACCGGUCCCUGAUCGGGUACCCACUCGAUGUGGUAGCGCCGGUAUCGAGUUUCCCGGCACCGAUCCACGACAGCCCGAGGAGGGCGCCGCAGAGACUCGGAAAGGACGUGGCAUUCUUUGCGACGGCGAAGAUGAAGGACCGGAUGCUGCUGUUCUACAAACGCAGGGAGGGCAUGCACAACACGUUCCGGGUGCUGGAGCCGGUUUUCCAGAAGUCGUCGGAGAAGAAGCGCGGGCUGUUUGGGAGCCGCAAGACGGGCGGGGGCGUGACGGAGUACUUCCGGGACUACGACGAGUUUUACCUGCCGACGGAGUGCUACUCGCUCAACCUGUUCCAGUCGUACAUUGCGGUGUCGACGGCGCGGGGGUUCGAGUUGUUGACGUUGGACAAGAAGCAGACCAUGUCGAUCCCGGACGUCCGAGAACCGGCGAUCGCCAACAUUGCGAACCGGAUCCGGGACCAGAGGCCGCUGGGGAUGUUCCGGCUCAACGACCAGGAGUUCCUGCUGGCGUACGAGGACUGCGCGGUGUACGUGGACAAGCACGGCGACGUCAGCCGGACGCUCAUCAUGGAGUACUCGGGGAAGCAGAAGAAGGCGCGGGCGGCGACGAUGUACGGGCAGUACCUCCUGCUCUUCAACGAGGACUACGUGGAGGUGCGCAACGCGGAGAACGGGCGACUAAGGCAGAUCAUCGCGGGGCGGGACGUCCGGUGCCUCGACUACGGGGUCCGCGGCCCCACGGGCGGCACGUCGUCGGCGGCGAACAACUGGGUCGGGGGGCAGUACCAGGGCACGGGCCAGAUCGGGGAGGAGUCCAAGGGGACGGUCAAGAUUUCGAUGAGCCACCCGGAAAUUGCGGGGACGCAGAUUGUCCUGGAGUUGAGGCUGAAUGACGGACACACGGAGAAAUGA